AGCCGCAGACGCCAGGUCCAGCCAGCACACCGCAGGAAGCGAGGCGACGCCCCCUGGAUCUCCGCAGGAACCCGGCCCGCCUCCCAGCCCGCCGGGCCCCAGAAGUGAUGAAAGCUGUGGCCGAGUCCCAGGCGCGCCGAAGCCGUUGCCCUUUUAAGGGGAAGCCUUGAAACGGCGCCCGGGUUCCAUGUUUGCAUCCGCCUCGCGGGGAGGAAACUCCAUGUUGUAACAAAGUUUCCUCCGCGCCCCCUCCCUCCCCCUCCCCCCGAGAACCUGGCUCCCCUCCCCUCCGAAGCUCGCGGGGAUCCCUCCCUCCCACCCUCCCCUCCCCCCCCGCGCCCCGAUUCCGGCCCGAGCCGGGGGGGAGGCCGGGCGCCGGGGCCAGAGUCCGGCCGGAGCGGAGCGCGCCGGGCCCCAUGGACAGCUCGGCCGUCAUUACUCAGAUCAGCAAGGAGGAGGCGCGGGGCCCGCUGCGGGGCAAAGGUGACCAGAAGUCAGCAGUUUCCCAGAAGCCCCGGAGUCGGGGCAUCCUCCACUCCCUCUUCUGUUGUGUCUGCCGAGAUGAUGGGGAGCCCCUGCCUGCCCACAGUGGGGCUCCCCUGCUGGUGGAGGAAAAUGGCGCCAUCCCUAAGCACACCCCAGUGCAGUAUCUGCUGCCCGAGGCCAAGGCCCAGGACUCAGACAAGAUCUGCGUGGUCAUCGACCUGGACGAGACCCUGGUGCACAGCUCCUUCAAGCCUGUGAACAACGCCGACUUUAUCAUCCCGGUGGAGAUUGAUGGAGUGGUUCACCAGGUCUAUGUGCUGAAGCGGCCCCAUGUGGAUGAGUUCCUUCAGCGGAUGGGCGAGCUCUUUGAGUGUGUGCUGUUCACUGCCAGCCUUGCCAAGUAUGCAGACCCCGUAGCUGAUCUGCUGGACAAGUGGGGAGCCUUCCGUGCCAGGCUGUUCCGAGAGUCGUGUGUCUUCCACCGGGGGAACUACGUGAAGGACCUGAGCAGGCUGGGCCGAGACCUGCGGCGCGUGCUCAUUUUAGACAACUCACCGGCCUCGUACGUCUUCCAUCCAGACAACGCCGUGCCAGUGGCCUCGUGGUUUGACAACAUGAGUGACACCGAGCUUCAUGACCUCUUACCCUUCUUUGAGCAACUCAGCCGCGUGGACGACGUCUACUCGGUGCUCAGACAGCCUAGGCCCGGAAGCUAGUGAGGUGUCUUGGGGCCAGGACCUGCCCAGCACCAAGGCCCACGCCUCUUCCCAGCAGACUGUGGGCUCCGGCCUGUGCUGUUAACCCGCGGCCAAUGGCCCUGGGGAAGAGGCGUCUUCCCCUGCCGUGUUGCCCGGAGGACAGUGAGCCCUCGGGCCCCUGUGCAGUGCCUUCAAACUUUCCCCCUCAUCUCAGGGGACCUGGGGGGCCCUACCUGCUGCUCCCCACUUCUGUCUUCUCUUCGCCAUGCUGCCAUGUUUCUCUGCUGCCAAAUUGGGCCUCCACCCCAGCUCCCCUUUGGGAGAAGGGACAGGGUUUCUGCUGCCCCGCGCCUGGGGUCCCCCCACCCCCCAGUCUGAGAACAGUGGACACCCAAGUGCCUUGCAUAGAACCCUCCUUACUGGUCAGCUUUACCGACACUCUAGGCUGACCUGAGAGGAACCAUUUUCUCCCCUUUCCCUCCUUCCUCCGGGAGGAUGGCGCCCACCAGGUUGUACUGGGAAGGAGAGGAAGAAAGUCUCUCAUUACAAUACACUCGUCAGAGCUGGGGCCUUACUCGGGUCGCCCAGCUUGUCCAAGGCUGAUGGCUGCUCCGGAGGAUAUCACUUAAGCCCCAAGUCUCCCCAGAGCCCUGGGGCUUAGCAGGAUGCCCCCAUGGUGUUAUAUAAAUAUGUAUAUGUGUAUAUAGAUUUUUUUUAAGGGAAGGAGAGAGGAAAGGGUGGGAACAGACACUUCCCUUGACCCUUCCCUGGGCCCAGAAAUUGGGGGAGGGAGGGAAAGGAUUUUUACAUUUUUAAAACUACUAUUUUCUGAACGGAACAAGCUGGGCUGAGACGCCAGGCCUGGUCUUUUGUCUGUCCCAACCUUUUUACUCUUCAUUCAAACAUUGAGUACCUUCAGCGCCCAGCAUGAGCUAGUCCCACCAGCUUAGUGUGUGUGGGGGUGCCUCAUCCCUGCGCCCCAGAUUUCACGUGCCUUUCAGAGUAUCAACAGGAGGUAGACCCUUGUGGGGUUCCGGAGGUCUCCAAACCUUACCAAGCUGCCUCCUCCUGCGCCAACGCCUCCUUCCCUGUACCCCCUGUAUCCUGGGCGUGCGACCUCCGCUGUGGCCCCCUGCUGGCUGGGGGUAGCUCCCGGGUCUCUGCCAACUCUGCCUUCUGUUUUCAAAGCCCCUCCGCAUAGCUGCUGAGUUUGGAGCUCAAGCCCUUAGGCUCUCCCCAGAUUAUGAGGGUUAAGUGGACCCGCAAACAAGUGCCAAGGGAGUUGGUGAAGGGAGGGAAGAUAUGGUUGGCCGCAAUCAGAUGACUUUCCCGAUCAAGUGCCUUUUCUGUGACCUGAGCACCUCAGUGUGAUAACUAAAGAGAAAGCUAGAUCCCCCCCCUCCUA
This is a messenger RNA of Apodemus sylvaticus (European woodmouse), 2589 nucleotides long. It is a transcript of the gene Ctdsp1, whose product is annotated as CTD small phosphatase 1. The record is from RefSeq and is a predicted model, not a curated record. The coding region runs from base 417 to 1202 and encodes 261 amino acids. Lineage: Eukaryota; Metazoa; Chordata; Mammalia; Rodentia; Muridae. Gene Ontology annotation, molecular function: RNA polymerase II CTD heptapeptide repeat phosphatase activity. The transcript has 7 exons.